Helobdella robusta is the source of this 558-nucleotide messenger RNA. RefSeq lists its product as hypothetical. Lineage: Eukaryota; Metazoa; Annelida; Clitellata; Rhynchobdellida; Glossiphoniidae. The record is from RefSeq and is a predicted model, not a curated record. The transcript has 2 exons. Bases 1 to 558 code for a protein of 185 amino acids.
AUGACCUUAGAUCCUGAACAUAGCAGUCCAUGGCUACCAGCAAGUCGGAUGACGUGCGCCAGUGGUAAUGAUGUCGCGCAACAGAAACUAUCAAAUGUUUCUGACAAUUUGAUUGCAAACGAACAGCAAUCAUGCUGCUCUCAACGUUUAAACGUUAGCAGUAAAUGCAUGCAAAUGGAUAUUAAACAUUUGAUCAACAAAAAAGAGCAAGUUUCGAAUAUGGGAUCGUUGGUUUCCAAACAACUUCUUCAAAUGGAACAACAGCAAAAUCAGACAAAAUUCAAUAGUUCGCAACUAGCAGAGAACAUUUUGAAGGAAGAAACUCAAAUGGUUCCAGCUCUUUAUGAUAGUCACCACCAUCUUCAACAACAACAAGAAUCAGAUCUGGAAAAGAAGGGGCUAUCAGAUUUGAUGAAAUGUCAGUCGCAUUUGGAAUCCCAUAUUCCACCUCGGAUGGUAAAUUGUCAGGAAACAAUGGUUUCAAGAACGUUGAGGAUGAGCAUUGUAGAUGAACUUUGUAGCAAGAACAUUGAGGAAAACACAUUUAGGAAUGAAUAG